Molecule: messenger RNA, 783 nt
Organism: Quercus lobata
Lineage: Eukaryota; Viridiplantae; Streptophyta; Magnoliopsida; Fagales; Fagaceae
Product: primary amine oxidase 2-like
Exons: 1
Coding region: 1-783 (260 amino acids)
Biological process (GO): amine metabolic process
Molecular function (GO): quinone binding; primary methylamine oxidase activity; copper ion binding
Source: RefSeq, a predicted model, not a curated record
AUGGCUUCAAUUUUCAACAGACAGACAUUCUUCUUUCUCCUUAUCACUUUCUUCAUAGUCCGACCAGCCCAACAACAACACCCUCUAGACCCCUUAAAUCCCUCAGAGCUCAACCUAGUCCAAACCAUACUCACACAUGCCUAUCCCAACUCCCACUACAACCUAACCUUUCAAUACGUUGGCCUAGAAGACCCAGACAAACCAACCCUCCUUUCAUGGCUCAGCAACCACUCCACCACCAAAAUCCCACAACGCAGAGCCUUUAUCAUAGCCCGUAUAAAUCAUCAAACCCACGAACUCAUCGUAGAUUUCUCCAACCGCUCCAUCAUUUCCAACCAAAUUUACCAAGGCCAUGGCUUCCCUUUACUCACUUUCGAUGAACAAAGAGCCGCAAACGCUUUGACCUUAGCCUACGCUCCCUUUGUUGCUUCAGUUAGUAAGAGAGGCUUGAAGAUCAACGAGGUUGUCUGUGGUAGUUUCACCGUGGGAUGGUACGGAGAGACUAGGAACAACAAGAGGGUUGUGAAGGUUAUGUGUUUUUACUUAGAUGGGACUGUUAAUAUGUACAUGAGACCGUUGGAGGGAGUAACGGUGACAGUUGAUCUUGAAGAGAUGAAGAUCAUUGGGUUUUGGGAUAGAUUAAGGGUUCCGAUGCCGAAAGCAGAGGGGACGGACUAUAGAGAAUCGGAGCUGAAACCACCAUUUUUGCUGCCUUUAAAGAAGAUCACUGUUGAGCAACCAGACGGACCAAGCUUCAAGAUAGACGGACACGGAAUUAGGUAA